Messenger RNA from Brassica oleracea var. oleracea, 1258 nucleotides. Its product is annotated as ubiquinol oxidase 3, mitochondrial. Bases 121 to 1080 code for a protein of 319 amino acids. The record is from RefSeq and is a predicted model, not a curated record. NCBI's taxonomy places the organism in Eukaryota, Viridiplantae, Streptophyta, Magnoliopsida, Brassicales, Brassicaceae. Gene Ontology annotation, molecular function: alternative oxidase activity. Gene Ontology annotation, cellular component: mitochondrion. Gene Ontology annotation, biological process: alternative respiration. The transcript has 4 exons.
UAACCAAUCCGAAGAAGAGAUAUAGAAAACAAAGAUAUAAAGCCCUCUCUCAUCUAUUAAAAGUUUCCUUAUCAUCCCAAAACUAGUUGAAGUUACAUCCAAACCCAUCUGUUGGUACUCAUGUCCUCCAGGUCGAUUUACCGUACUCUUCGACCGGUGCUAUCAUCUUCGGUACUAUCAUCCGGUUUAGGUACUGGACAUGGAAUAAAGGGACAUGUCAUCAGCCACUUGCCCACUAUUCGGUUUUUGAGCUCCGACACGUCAUCUUCGACAACUGGGAAUAGGCAGCCGGAAAAUCCUGUCCGAACGGCCGACGGCAAAGUCAUUUCCACUUAUUGGGGUAUACCUCCGACUAAGAUUACUAAACCGGACGGUUCAGCUUGGAAGUGGAAUUGUUUUCAACCAUGGGAUUCAUACAAACCGGAUGUGUCCAUUGAUGUAACCAAACAUCACAAACCGUCCAAUUUCACUGACAAAUUUGCAUAUUGGACCGUCCAAUCUCUGAAGAUACCGGUUCAAUUAUUUUUCCAGAGGAAGCAUAUGUGCCAUGCAAUGUUGCUGGAGACCGUGGCGGCGGUGCCAGGAAUGGUGGGAGGGAUGCUUUUGCACUUGAAAUCUCUACGGAGGUUCGAACAUAGUGGCGGAUGGAUCAAAGCCUUGCUCGAAGAGGCUGAGAACGAGCGUAUGCAUCUCAUGACCUUCAUCGAACUCUCACAACCCAAAUGGUACGAACGGGCGAUUGUGUUUGCGGUCCAGGGUGUUUUCUUCAACGCAUAUUUCUUGUCCUAUGUAAUUUCUCCCAAACUUGCUCAUCGUAUCACUGGAUACUUGGAAGAAGAAGCUGUGAAUUCUUAUACCGAGUUUCUCAAUGACAUCGAUGCCGGAAAGUUCGAAAACUCACCAGCUCCGGCCAUCGCGAUUGAUUACUGGCGGUUGCCUAAAGAUGCGACGCUGAGGGACGUGGUUUUUGUCAUCCGAGCUGAUGAAGCUCACCACCGAGAUAUUAACCAUUAUGCUUCGGACAUACAAUUUCAAGGACGCGAACUCAAGGAAGCACCAGCUCCGAUUGGAUAUCACUAAAGAUCAUGCGACACACGAAUUUGAAUUAUAACAAUUGAUAAAUAUAUUUUUUGUUUGUUUAUAAGUUUUAAGUUAUUUUGUAAUUUAUAUGUAUGAUAAAAAAAAUAUUACGUAUCAUCAUUUAAUUAGAUAUAUGAUUUCACAUAUAAUAUAUAUAUUUUUUUAAAUAUUUAAUUUU